AUGCGACUGUUCAAAGCAUCUGUUUUCUUCAUCCCACUGUUCCUAGGGCCGACAGCCAACAGCUGUGCUCUUCCAAUCGAAAUCAGCGAGAAUAAUGUCUGCACUGUGACGGCAAACGGAAACCAAAAGGAUGACGUACCCAAUAUCCUAGAAGCGUUUCGAAAAUGUGGGAAUGGAGGAACAAUUGUCUUUCCUGAAGACCAGUCAUACUGGAUUGCCACGAGAUUGAACCCUGUCUUGAAUGAUGCAGUAGUCGAAUGGCGAGGGAAAUGGACAUUCUCUGAUAACCCGAGCUACUGGCGCAACAACUCAUAUCCGAUCGCUUUCCAAAACCACCAUGCAGGCUUCAUCAUCAGCGGACACAACAUCACAAUCGAUGGAUAUGGUACUGGUGGAAUCGAUGGCAACGGCAACACCUGGUAUACUGCAGAAAAGGGGGAUACUCAGCCCGGCAGACCGAUGCCAUUCGUUUUCUGGAACGUUUCCGAAGUCAAUGUCGAGAACUUCUUCGUCAAAGAUCCCCCGCUUUGGGCUCUCAAUAUCAUGAAUGGUACGAAUAUGCGGUUUAACAAUAUCUACUGCAAUGCUACUGCUGUGGAUGCACCGUACAGUGAGAAUUGGGUGCAAAAUACGGAUGGGUUUGAUACGAUGGAUGUUGACAACGUAAAACUCACGAAUCUGGUAUACCAAGGCGGAGACGACUGCGUUGCGAUCAAACCCCGAUCUUACAAUGUGGACAUUCACAACGUGACAUGCGUCGGUGGUAAUGGGAUUGCAGUUGGAAGUCUGGGGCAGUACGCAUCCGAGGAUUCCGGAGUAGCCAAUAUCUGGGUGGAUGAUGUGAAGAUAAUCCGAUACAACGAAGACAUGCAUAACAGUGCCUACAUCAAGACCUGGAUGGGUGGCCUUGUCUCCCAAGACUCAUACGAGAGUGCAGGAGUCCCUCAAGGCGGAGGCUGGGGUAGUAUCAGAAACGUGCUCUUUUCGAAUUUCGACAUCAAAGGCGCCAACUCAGGACCCUCCAUCACGCAAGAUAAUGGCGACAAUGGCACUUUCUCCGGAACCAGUCUCAUGGCUAUCUCUAACGUCGCAUUUGUGAAUUUCACGGGCUACACCAACGGCGAUAAGGCUGUCAUAGCUUCAGUUUCCUGUUCCAAGGUCCACCCUUGCUAUAACGUUGACUUUGACAAUGUUGUUUUGUACCCGGGGAAGAAUUCAACAACUCCAGGGACUGGAUCUUGCAAAUACACUGCAGAUGGAGGUGUUCAUGGACUUGAUGGAUGUUAG
Molecule: messenger RNA, 1287 nt
Organism: Aspergillus wentii DTO 134E9
Lineage: Eukaryota; Fungi; Ascomycota; Eurotiomycetes; Eurotiales; Aspergillaceae
Product: putative extracellular exo-polygalacturonase
Exons: 4
Coding region: 1-1287 (428 amino acids)
Biological process (GO): carbohydrate metabolic process
Molecular function (GO): polygalacturonase activity
Source: RefSeq, a predicted model, not a curated record